Messenger RNA from Penicillium cinerascens, 426 nucleotides. RefSeq lists its product as uncharacterized. The coding region runs from base 1 to 426 and encodes 141 amino acids. The record is from RefSeq and is a predicted model, not a curated record. The transcript is spliced from 3 exons. Lineage: Eukaryota; Fungi; Ascomycota; Eurotiomycetes; Eurotiales; Aspergillaceae.
AUGUCGCAGCAGUCAAAUUAUUACAGCUCGUCUGUAUAUGAGGACAGUACAGCUUUACUUACUCCUAUUCCUACAUUGACAGACACGCUUUCGACUUCAUUUGCCGACUCAGAUAUAAAGAAGUCUUUGUUCACUAGUGGCUACAAACAACCUUUGGAAAGAGACCUGAAGGGAAAGGAUUUGUCUGGGAUCGAGCUGGACAUUUAUCUGAAGUAUGGAAACACUUCGAUCAGCUUGCUUCAACUUCCGAUGGCCUUCCAAAAGUUAGAUGCCAGCGAUGUCAUAAGAUACUUGAGCAUCCAGGGCAUACCAAGCAAGGAACAAACUCUAUGGGUCGGCAUUGGAGAGGAGAAAAGUGUCGUCGGGCUGGAACACAGGCUCAACAACCUAAUAUUCGCCGGCUUUUACAAGACGAGACUUUACUAA